GGUUUGUUGCUCAUGCGCACUGACUCAACUACGAAAUAUGGCGGCUGACGACUGCUAGAGAAAAGUGUUGGGAUCUGAUCAAUUUCGUUAAAAAGCUGCCCUGGUCAGUACUACAGGGCCAUAGUUGCACACUGGGUGGACCACCUGCCUGUCAUUCCCAUUGCCUUGUAGAAUAACCACAUUACCCAGGAGCCAUCAUGGGCAGGACAUCAGUCAAAGAUCAGAAGGAGAAAGCAGGAAGUCUCCUUCCUCCAGGUCCCACUCCUGCUAAAGAGUCGUUCAGUUGGGAGGAGUACCUGAAGGAAACAUCAUCUACCCCGGCUCCACCUAGCUUCUUCAGACAGUCCAGAGUCCCUCCCUCCAAUGACUUCAAGGUGGGGAUGAAGCUGGAAGUCCAUGACCCUCGGAACUCCACCUCUGUGUGCAUCGCCACUGUGAUGGGCAUGACGGGUGUGCGUCUGCGUCUUCGUCUGGAUGGCAGUGACAACACCAAUGACUUCUGGAGGCUGGUCGACUCCUCAGACAUCCAGCCUAUAGGAACCUGUGAAAAGAAUGGGGACAUGCUGCAGCCGCCGCUGGGCUUCAGAAUGAACGCGUCUUCCUGGCCCAUGUUUUUGCUGAGAACCCUGAAUGGAGCAGAGAUGGCCCCGGCUACCGCUUUUAAAAAGGAGCCUCCACCACUGUCCCAGAAUAACUUUAAGCCAGGGAUGAAGCUGGAAGCAGUAGAUAAGAAGAACCCCUACCUCAUCUGCCCUGCUACCAUCGGAGAGGUGAAGGGAGAGGAAGUGUUUGUGAUGUUUGAUGGGUGGAGGGGGGCGUUUGACUACUGGUGUCAACACCACUCUAGAGAUCUCUUCCCUGUCGGGUGGUGCUCCGUUACCAAACACAGCCUUCAGAAGCCUGGCAACAGUGUCAACCUGCCAAAGAACCUGCAUGUCCUAACAGCAGCCCACAUCCCCUCCAAGCCUAGCCGUAGAUCCAUGCCUGCGUCCUUCCGGCUUCCCAGCCCCCUGCCCCCGCUGCCUGUCAGGAAGGGGGUGCGGGGGCGGCGCCCCAAGAGUGAGACCAUCGCCCUGCUGAAGGCUGUAGCGGAGGCAGCUGCAGCUCAGAACGGCACGGCUCCAACCUCUAACUCACUGCUGGCUCCCAGGCCUCACAAGAAGAGAGGCCCUAAACCUGGCAGCAAGAGGAAGCCCAAGGUGCUCCAGAACGUAGUGUCUUCAGGUGCUGCGGAUGCCAAGCUGUCAGGGGGUCAACAGGACUGCUUCAGCUCUGUGGUCUCUACAGUGUGUGUGUAUGUGAACAAGCAUGGGACCUGUGGGCCUCACCUGGACAGGAAGCAGAUGCAGCGUCUUCCGGACCACUUUGGGCCAGGUCCUGUUAACGCGGUGCUACAACAGGCAGUUCAGACUUGUCUAGACUGUUGUUACCAACCAAAGGUGCUGCUCAGAACUCUACAGGCACACGCUGGGGGAGGAGAGGUUGUCAGUGUGAGGAUGGAUGGUGGAGUUCGUCUGGUGAAGCUGCCCUCGGCCUCAAGCGCCUCCUUUGUGCUCCGCUUCCUGGAGACGCUGUGCCGCACGCUGCAGAGUAAUUUCCUCUUCAGCUCCCAGCCCUUCAGCAACAUAUACACCUACAGUAAAUAUGUGAAGGAGGAGGCGUUGGAGGCCCCAUCACUGAGCCAGGGGAUGAAACGUCUAUCUAGAGACGCAUCCCCCUACGCAGCCCCCCUUUCUCCUAAACUACUGUGCACCGAGGCACACCUUUCAGAAGCAGAUACUCUGCCCCAUGAGGAGAACAGCCUUCUGAAGGAGCAGUGCUUCAUGGACUCUAACUCCAUGAUGCUGCGCAGCACCUCUGACUACCACACCCACUCCCAGGCCAGCAGCCCCUAUUACCCAUGCCAUGGCCCCGAACGCGCCCACAGCACGCCACUGCACCGCCUUGCCUCCAACCCUGCGGACCUCCCCUGUACACACACCAACAGAGGAGUGGAAGCCGCCAGCUCCACCACGGGCCCCGAGCCCACGGGCCCUGACAGACAGACCCCCAGGGGGGCGGGGUUGGGCAGGAACCCCUCUACUUGGUCCAUCGAUGAGGUCAUGCAGUUUGUGAGCGACGCCGACCCCUCGGCCCUGGCCCCGCACGCUGAGCUGUUCAGGAAACACGAGAUUGACGGCAAGGCCCUGAUGCUGCUGAGGAGUGACAUGGUGAUGAAGUACAUGGGUCUGAAGCUGGGGCCCGCCUUGAAGCUGUGUCACCACAUAGAGCGGCUAAAACAGGGCAAAUUGUAGAGCUGAAACGCAGAAUGGAACAGGGCAAACUGUAAAGGUGAAACACAUAUACUGAAACAGGACAAACUGUAGGGCUGAAACUGUAGAAUUGUAACAGACUGAAACAGGGCAAAUGGACUGAAACACAGAAAAGAACGGGGCAAACUGUAGAGCUGAAACAGGGCAAACUGUAGAGCUGAAACAGGGCAAACUAUAGAGCUGAAACAGGGCAAACUAUAGAGCUGAAACAGGGCAAGCUGUAGAGCUGAAACGGGGCAAGCUGUAGAGCUGAAACGUGGCAAGCUGUAGAGCUGAAACGUGGCAAGCUGUAGAGCUGAAACGUGGCAAGCUGUAGAGCUGAAACGUGGCAAGCUGUAGAGCUGAAACGGGGCAAGCUGUAGAGCUGAAACGGGGCAAGCUGUAGAGCUGAAACGGGGCAAGCUGUAGAGCUGAAACGGGGCAAGCUGUAGAGCUGAAACGGGGCAAGCUGUAGAGCUGAAACGGGGCAAGCUGUAGAGCUGAAACAGAAACUCAUCCUACCACAGAAUGUCCCACAGCAUCUCUUACAGGUGACCCAAUACUCAGCCUCUAACAGUCUCUUCAGGGGCACACAGCCCCCUCUAGCCCCCAGCCUGCACUAAGCCCUCUUUAUCUCUGAGCUCUCUCACUCCGGUUAGGUUAUCUGUGGUAACAUGCCUCUAACAUACAGACAGUGUGGAAACACAUGGUGUGGAUCAGUGAAAACAUGCGUCGUGCAUCGCUGGCACCACAUUACCUCAUCCCCUCCCCAGCCAAUCAGAGCUGGGCAAGCCAAACACAGAAGGCUGUGAUUGGUUGGAUCCCAAAGCAACAGACUCUCUCCAUAGUGUUUACAUUGAAUAGCACAGACUGACUAACCUACACUAGGACAUGCUAAGACUUUUUACUGAGUAAUGUUUCAUCCUGCUUCUGGAGCCCAAAGAUGUACAAUGUUUUCUUCUAUGACGUUCUGUUUUUAUUAUCAUAAAUAUCCUGUUAAUAAGGAGGAUGUGUAUAUAAAUUUAACAGUGACGAUAUUAGAUGCUAAACCUGUUUACAGCUGCAGAAUGUCUAUUUCAAUUCCUGUUAGUUCAAUAAUGUGUCCAUGAGGCUGGAUGAUCUGCAGUUUAAGGCCUCUGGCCUGUUGCCAUGACGGUCACUAGCCUCUCAUGGUAAAGGGUGAAAUGUGUUACUAGUGUUAGCAGGUGACUUUCCCCAAUGUAAGAUGGCCAUUGUCUUAAACAGCUAAACGUGUCAGACGGACAGGCACACAGACAGUCAACCUCCAACCAGUGGAGAUAAUCAGGCAGUGCUUUUGAAACUCAAAAUCCCUGUGAGUGUGGUGUUUGAUGUGGGGAUUAAUGAAGGUCAUGCUGUUAAAGAGAUCGCCCCUUCUGGUGGUGUCAAGCACGGAGGCGUUGUCCAGAGAUCGCCCCUUCUGGUGGUGUCAAGCACGGAGGCGUUGUCCAGUUUUCAUCAAUACAGAACUGUCGAGAAAGAGUAUUUUAAUUUAUUUCCAGAAGUUAUUUCAGAUGACUGCUCAGUUAUUCUAGUAGUUAUUUCAGAUGACUGCUCAGUGAUUCUAGAAGUUAUUUCAGAUGACUGCUCAGUGAUUCUAGAAGUUAUUUCAGAUGACUGCUCAGUGAUUCUAGAAGUUAUUUCAGAUGACUGCUCAGUGAUUCUAGAAGUUAUUUCAGAUGACUGCUCAGUGAUUCUAGAAGUUAUUUCAGAUGACUGCUCAGUUAUUCUAGUAGUUAUUUCAGAUGACUGCUCAGUGAUUCUAGAAGUUAUUUCAGAUGACUGCUCAGUGAUUCUAGAAGUUAUUUCAGAUGACUGCUCAGUGAUUCUAGAAGUUAUUUCAGAUGACUGCUCAGUUAUUCUAGUAGUUAUUUCAGAUGACUGCUCAGUUAUUCUAGAAGUUAUUUCAGAUGACUGCUCAGUGAUUCUAGUAGUUAUUUCAGAUGACUGCUCAGUGAUUCUAGAAGUUAUUUCAGAUGACUGCUCAGUGAUUCUAGAAGUUAUUUCAGAUGACUGCUCAGUGAUUCUAGAAGUUAUUUCAGAUGACUGCUCAGUUAUUCUAGUAGUUAUUUCAGAUGACUGCUCAGUUAUUCUAGUAGUUAUUUCAGAUGACUGCUCAGUGAUUCUAGAAGUUAUUUCAGAUGACUGCUCAGUGAUUCUAGAAGUUAUUUCAGAUGACUGCUCAGUGAUUCUAGAAGUUAUUUCAGAUGACUGCUCAGUGAUUCUAGAAGUUAUUUCAGAUGACUGCUCAGUGAUUCUAGAAGUUAUUUCAGAUGACUGCUCAGUGAUUCUAGAAGUUAUUUCAGAUGACUGCUCAGUUAUUCUAGUAGUUAUUUCAGAUGACUGCUCAGUUAUUCUAGUAGUUAUUUCAGAUGACUGCUCAGUUAUUCUAGUAGUUAUUUCAGAUGACUGCUCAGUGAUUCUGGAAGUUAUUUCAGAUGACUGCUCAGUGAUUCUAGAAGUUAUUUCAGAUGACUGCUCAGUGAUUCUAGAAGUUAUUUCAGAUGACUGCUCAGUGAUUCUAGAAGUUAUUUCAGAUGACAGCUUGUUCUAGUUUCAAGAGUAAAGGGGACAUAUUAAAGGGCUUUCUAUCUAGGUUUCAGUUUGAUAUUAAAGGUGCUGUACACAGGAUUUUUAAAUUUAAAUUUUGUGUUGUAAUUUCAGAAAAUGUCCAUAAUAUAUCUACAGAAAUAGUGGAAUGAUGGUGUGUUUCACAGUAUUGCUUGCCAGUGUUGUGAUUGACUGAUAUUUGCCUCAAAAUGUAAUAGUUUUGACUUUAACUGUGUUAUCAAGUGGGAAUCGCUCUGCAAUUUAAAUUGUACAAUGAUUUCCCUACACUAUUCAGUGCUUGUUUUUUCACAUAAACUGAAAUUGAGCGAACAGUGUAGCAACCAGGGAAUAACACAUUUAAAAAUCCACUAAAUAACACAGUCUGAAUUUACAAUGCAAAAAUUCUACUAAAAAAUCCUGUGUAGCGUCUUUUAAUAUUAGUCCGAGUCGGAGAUAUCCUCACCUGCUAUUGGUCCCUGCAGGAAGUCAUGUUGUCAGUUGGACCAUUUGUUAAAACAGAUUUAUGAGUUUAACCAUAAAUAUCAGACACAAGAAUGUACAUUUUUGUAGAAAAUAAAUAUUUUAAUGAAAUUUAUAUAUAAGUAGAAAUGUAAAGAUUAUGGGUGAGGGAGGGACAAUAUAUUUCAUACUGCCUUUUUAAUGCUUUAUAUAUCUUUUAGUUGAAACGCCCUCAACAUAAUACAGCAGAACCUGCCUUUACUUUGAGAUCUCUCAGGGCGUCUUAGUUAAUACACUUUUGUAGCAUUCUGUUCUGGGUAUUGUAAACCAUUCUUCUGUUGCUGGUGAGUUGAAGUUAAGGACUCAUUGUGCCAUAAAGCAACACAAGGACAUAGUGAUCUUGUCAAAUUCUUUUAAAGCAGCUCAAAUUACUUGAAAAAGAUGCUGUAAGUCAUGCUUGUUUAUAAAGUCACACCUGAAAUAAAAGUGUAUUUUCUGUUUUAUAGAUAUCCCAAAUGGAAA
Oncorhynchus nerka (sockeye salmon) is the source of this 5840-nucleotide messenger RNA. Its product is annotated as sex comb on midleg-like protein 2. The record is from RefSeq and is a predicted model, not a curated record. Gene Ontology annotation, biological process: negative regulation of DNA-templated transcription. The transcript is spliced from 14 exons. The coding region runs from base 198 to 2294 and encodes 698 amino acids. NCBI's taxonomy places the organism in Eukaryota, Metazoa, Chordata, Actinopteri, Salmoniformes, Salmonidae. Gene Ontology annotation, molecular function: chromatin binding; histone binding. Gene Ontology annotation, cellular component: nucleus.